CAUGAGAUGAAGGCCAUGGGCAGGAGAAGUUUGGGCUCGACCAUGUCCAUGGGGGAAAUUGCCACCAGCUCUCCGGGAAGCCUGAGCUCAGUGGAUAUGAACACCCCUGCGGAACUCCGUGAGUACUUGGAUGUCGGGACCCCGGUCAAGUCGCGUGACAGCCCACCCAGGCCUGCUCCCCCACCUACCAAGCCCAGGAGCAAACUGCCUCGGCCUAUAAGGUUCCUUAGCCUGCCAAAGGCUGCCACCGACUCAGGGAGAAGAAGAUCGAGGGCUUGACCUCUCUCCGCGUGAUGGCUCAGAACCACAUGGAAAUACUGAUGCCUAAACUCCAUGAUAUCUGCCUUGCCAUUAUAAAUGAGGUGAAGAACCUGCGCUCUGCAGUGUCCUGUGCUGCCAUGGCCACACUUGGUGACAUGUACGUUCACCUCCAGAGGGCCAUGGACAGUGAGGUGGAGGGGACAGCACGCGUGCUGCUGCACAAAGCCAGCGAUGCCAACACCUUUAUCCGGCAGGGCGCCAACUUUGCCCUGGGUCAUAUGGUGCAGAGCUGCACCCCUACCCGUGUCAUGAAUUCCCUGCUGGUCGGUGGGCUGAGGUAA
This is a messenger RNA of Oncorhynchus gorbuscha (pink salmon), 602 nucleotides long. Its product is annotated as TOG array regulator of axonemal microtubules protein 1-like. Gene Ontology annotation, molecular function: microtubule binding. The record is from RefSeq and is a predicted model, not a curated record. Bases 294 to 602 code for a protein of 102 amino acids. Gene Ontology annotation, biological process: microtubule cytoskeleton organization. The transcript is spliced from 3 exons. Lineage: Eukaryota; Metazoa; Chordata; Actinopteri; Salmoniformes; Salmonidae. Gene Ontology annotation, cellular component: cilium; cytoplasmic microtubule.